This is a messenger RNA of Penicillium atrosanguineum, 1053 nucleotides long. RefSeq names its product zinc-binding alcohol dehydrogenase family protein. NCBI's taxonomy places the organism in Eukaryota, Fungi, Ascomycota, Eurotiomycetes, Eurotiales, Aspergillaceae. Bases 1 to 1053 code for a protein of 350 amino acids. The transcript is spliced from 5 exons. Gene Ontology annotation, molecular function: oxidoreductase activity, acting on NAD(P)H. The record is from RefSeq and is a predicted model, not a curated record.
AUGGGAGAAAAUGAGGCAGCCUGGAUCACUGCACCUGCAGCAUAUCCUUUCACGGUCAACAGUGCGCCAAAGCCUAAGCCAGGCGCCGGCGAGGUUGUGAUUAAGAAUGCUGCCGUUGCCAUUAACCCUGUUGACUGGAAGAUUCAGAGCCUAGGUGGCUACAUAAACAAAUAUCCCUUCAUUUUAGGCGAGGAUGCUGCUGGAAUCGUCGAAGAUGUCGGCCCCGGUGUCUCACGGUUCAAGAAGGGGCAUCGAGUAAUUGCUCACUGUAAUGGCCUCAUGACGCAAGACCCUGCCAAUUCAAGUUUUCAACUAUACCCCGUUGUCACCGAGGCUCUUGUGGCUGAAUUGCCCGAUUCGUUGACUUUUGAAGAGGGCUCUGUACUGCCGUUGGCGAUCUCAACAGCCUGCGCUGGCCUGUACCAAAAAGACCGUCUGGGUUUACCCUUGCCUGUGGUUGAUGGUGCUGAACCGACAGGUCAGACGAUCGUGGUAUGGGGCGGUGCAUCAUCGGUCGGCGCAACAGUAAUUCAGCUUGCAGUGGCCUCGGGUGUCACUGUCCUGACUACUGCAUCCCCGGCAAACCACGAUUUCGUCAAGUCCCUGGGUGCACAGAUCGUGUUUGACUAUAGGUCAUCUGAUGUUGUGCAAGACACGGUUAAGGCACUUGCGAGCACCAAUUUUGCUGGGGUCUAUGAUGCAAUCUCGGAGGAUACCAGCUUCAAAGCUAUCUCGGCGAUUCUGGAUGGGUUGAACAUGACGGUGAAUGUGGCCAGUGUCUUGCCGUAUGACAAGCCAACUGAACGAUUUGCUCCAAAGUAUGUUAACGAAGCCAUUUCUGCCACAGUGCUUGCCUACUCUAUUAUUCAAGAACCUCACAGCGCUAUUGGUGAGUGGAUUUGGGGCAAAUACGUCCCACUGGCUUUGGCAAAUGGAAGUUUCAAGGCCAAGCCGGAGCCUUUAGUUGUCGGCAAUGGACUUAAAGAUAUUCAGAAGGGUCUAGAUGUACAAAAGAAGGGUGUGUCUGCUAAAAAGGUGGUCAUCGCAUUUUGA